CGCUUAACGAAUAAAUGAAUAUCUGUUAGGAAUAAUCGCUGAGCCAUACGGCCCAACGUGGAAGAAACACCGGAAGUUCGCCAUGAUGAGUCUACGCGACUUCGGACUUGGCAAGAGAAGCUUAGAGGGGACGAUUCUUGAAGAGGCACGAGCUCUGGGUGACGAGAUCUGUCAACAAGAUGGUGGCGCCUUUUGCAUCUCUCAGAUGAUGCAGAAUGCAGUUUCGAACGUCAUCUGUUCAAUCGUGUUCGGCUGCCGUUAUGAGUAUGACGACAAGACAUUCAAAGAACUCCUCAAGGCCAUGCAACGAGUUGUCUCUGCAAAAUUGGUAGAACAAUUGGCUCUAUGGUACCGUCCAGUUAGUAUCCUACCUGGAGUUCGCCAGCCCUGCCAAGAGCUAAAGAACAGUCUUGCUAAGCUUAUGGAUCACAUCAAGGAAAGGAUUCAGGAACAUGAGGAAACUUUCAACCCGAAUGACAUCCGAGAUUUUAUCGACGCAUUUCUUCUGGAAUCUAAACAACAAGAGACAGACGACAGUCCUACCUUUGCCGAGCAACAGCAUGCCACGAUCGUCUAUCAACUGUUCCUGGCGGGUACUGACACAACAUCUACCACCUUACGUUGGGCCCUGCUCUACAUGAUCCUCCAUCCGGACAUCCAGGAGAAAGUACAGCAGGAGAUAGACAGCGUCCUGGGACCCAACCAGGAGCCGUCAAUGGCACAUCGUAGUCAGAUGCCCUACACGGAGGCUACCCUGGCGGAAGUGCUCAGGCUUGCACCCGUUGUGCCCCUAAGUGUUAUUCACAGCACAAGCAACGACACAACAUUCCGGAGCUACAACAUCCCAAAGAACACGUCGGUGCUCGUGAACAUCUGGUCAGUGCACCAUGACCCCAAACUGUGGCCGGAGCCGGACAAGUUUGACCCCACUCGUUUCCUUGAUGACGCCGGCAAAUACGUCAAGAGAGCUGAGGUUAUAACCUUCUCCCUCGGACGUCGUGUCUGUCUUGGUGAGCAGCUGGCCAGAAUGGAGCUCUUCCUCAUCUUCACAGCUCUGCUGCAGCGCUUCAGCUUUAAGCUGCCAGAGGGCGUCACUAAGCCAUCGGAGGAAGGGAUACAUGGAGCAGUGUACCAACCCGUGCCAUUUAUGAUGACGGCUGAACCAAGGGAAUAAAAAAGCACAAGAAAACAUGGUACUUUGUACUAGACAGGUACACGCUAUAUUUCAGCUUAGAUUAACGAUUAAUGAACAAAUCCGUUAAACGUGAGUCAAGAUAUUGAAUUUAGGAAGGAUGGAUUUUGACAUUUUUGUUGUUAACUUAAUCAAUAGCCCCACGGGACUAGUAUGGCACGAAGGAGAAAUCAUGAUUAUACAUACAUUUUGUACGGUAACUUACUUGCGAAUCAGUCAGGUUUUAAUGCCGAACAGAAGAUCUUGACACAGCAUGUGACACAGUAUAAUCAUUGCAACUACUCUUAUCUAAUUUGUAAUUAGCAUAUUUGCAUAUCAAUUAGGCAAUUUAAGAGCUUAAUGACCCAUUCUUCAUGUUCUUCUUAUGCGUAGGUUUCUUUACUCCUACGUUGUAUACCAAAUAUAAUAGAAAUAGUGGUUGCCACGUGUCUUGCAAAUACAUGUAGAUAAUCUUUAUUGAUUAAGGGUUAACGUUAUUAUCAUAUAGCCUACCCAAACUUGCAAACUCCUGUAUUAGGCAUAGAUCUCUUGGUACAAUACGUGUGAAUUCUUUUGUCGAAUUUCUGAAAAUUCACAUUUGUUCUUUGGUACAUACAUUUGUAAGGAGAUUACAGAUUGCAUUUUGAAACAAAAAUUUCCACAGAAAAUAUUCGAAACAUUGCAGUCUUUGGCUUUUUAGGACAACAAAUC
This is a messenger RNA of Branchiostoma floridae (Florida lancelet), 1882 nucleotides long. Its product is annotated as cytochrome P450 2U1-like. Gene Ontology annotation, biological process: xenobiotic metabolic process. NCBI's taxonomy places the organism in Eukaryota, Metazoa, Chordata, Leptocardii, Amphioxiformes, Branchiostomatidae. The record is from RefSeq and is a predicted model, not a curated record. Gene Ontology annotation, cellular component: cytoplasm; intracellular membrane-bounded organelle. The transcript is spliced from 5 exons. Gene Ontology annotation, molecular function: iron ion binding; oxidoreductase activity, acting on paired donors, with incorporation or reduction of molecular oxygen, reduced flavin or flavoprotein as one donor, and incorporation of one atom of oxygen; heme binding. The coding region runs from base 83 to 1174 and encodes 363 amino acids.